AUGAUGGUGACCAACGCCGUCCUCGGUGGCAUCGCCGACACCGUCGCCCAGACCAUCACUUCUAUCCGAGAGCGAGCCCUGCGCAAGGGCUACUCCCCGAACCCGAAAGACGACCCCAUCGCCAUCGAGAUCCACGAGCUCGACCGCAAGAACCCCUUCAACGAGCGCGAGCUCAUCCCCGACUCCAAGAGCCUGCCGCCGCCGUUUGACUUUGAGCGCCUCACGCGCUUCAUGGCCUACGGCUUCUGCAUGGCGCCCGUCCAGUUCAAGUGGUUCCGCUUCCUCGAGAAGUCGUUCCCCAUCUCCAAGACCAACGCCUUCGGGCAGGCCAUGAAGCGCGUCGCCUUUGACCAGCUCAUCUUUGCGCCGUUCGGCCUGGCGACCUUCUUCACCGUCAUGACGGUGGCCGAGGGCGGCGGGCGCAGGGCGGUCACGUCCAAGCUGCGGGACAUGUACGUGCCGACGCUCAAGGCCAACUACGUUCUCUGGCCGGCGGUGCAGGUCGUCAACUUCCGCCUGAUGCCGGUGCAGUUCCAGCUGCCCUUCGUCUCGACUGUCGGAAUUGCCUGGACUGCCUACCUGUCCCUCACGAAUGCCGCCGAGGAUGCACAGAACGACAGGAUCCCUGAUCUCCCCGAAGUCCGCCUCGACUGA
Molecule: messenger RNA, 654 nt
Organism: Thyridium curvatum
Lineage: Eukaryota; Fungi; Ascomycota; Sordariomycetes; Thyridiales; Thyridiaceae
Exons: 2
Coding region: 1-654 (217 amino acids)
Cellular component (GO): cytoplasm; membrane
Source: RefSeq, a predicted model, not a curated record